This is a messenger RNA of Mycena indigotica, 786 nucleotides long. Its product is annotated as 37S ribosomal protein S25, mitochondrial. The transcript has 2 exons. Bases 7 to 786 code for a protein of 259 amino acids. Gene Ontology annotation, molecular function: structural constituent of ribosome. The record is from RefSeq and is a predicted model, not a curated record. NCBI's taxonomy places the organism in Eukaryota, Fungi, Basidiomycota, Agaricomycetes, Agaricales, Mycenaceae. Gene Ontology annotation, cellular component: mitochondrial small ribosomal subunit.
GUCGCAAUGGGGCGACGUAUUGCCAACCAGGUUCACCACCAGGUCUCGCGCUUAAUGCGCGGAGGCAUUCUCCAGAACGAGCCGAUAUGGUACCAGCCCGUGCUGAACUUUCCGCCUCUUCCCCUCCCGCCCAGGGCUCCCCCACAACGCUCUUCAUACGACCAAAAGCCAGCAACAACCACACAGGGUGCCAAGCCACGGAGACCCAGAAACCGACCGGUGCCGAUUUACUACCUGGAAGACGACAUUCGGCGGCAGUUCUUCACGGACCACCCGUUUGAGGCUUAUAGGCCGGUGACGCUGGUCGAGAAGGGGGACGUUGAACUGAGGGAGGAGAACGGGGCGAGCUGGAAACGGUUGAGGCAGCGGGGAAGGAACCCGUCUGUUGAAGACGCCAUACAACUUACGUUGAACCUGCACCAAGUGCAUAAUUACUCCCUCUCAGACGCCUAUGCGCAGUCUGUUGCCCAGUUCCGUGCUCUGCGUUCUGAACACCAUAUAGCAACGACAAUUGCGGCCAUGGAGGCAGAACAGCUGGGCGGGGUGUUUGGCCGGGGGGAAAUAGAGCAUGGCUUCGAGAAGGAAAAGCGGGCGAUCGCGACAUGGGAGAGGCUGGACGACGUGAAGGAGGGCACACUUGCCUCGAGGAAACGGUGGAAAAUGGUGGCUGACCCGCAUAUGGGGGAAACACAAUGGUCUCGCGGGGGGGGCCUAUGUCAGACUGUGGCAGGCGGGCAACAGGGUGGACUAUUCGCCUGUUGCCACGAGUCCAGUGCGCACUGGUAG